Molecule: messenger RNA, 762 nt
Organism: Solanum verrucosum
Lineage: Eukaryota; Viridiplantae; Streptophyta; Magnoliopsida; Solanales; Solanaceae
Product: ycf20-like protein
Exons: 3
Coding region: 59-682 (207 amino acids)
Source: RefSeq, a predicted model, not a curated record
UUGGUAAAAGGGAACAGUUAUUUGUUGUGGGAUUGCUGAAGCAGGAUUUCUUAAGUUCAUGGCUUAUAGAAUGAAUGCAAUCAUGUUGCAGUCUUUGCCAGCAGCCGAGAAUGAAAGCUUUGGACAAUUGUUUGUAAUUUCAAGAAGUUCAUCUAUCCUGGAUUUCUCCAACAGACUAGAAGUAACUGAACAAAUUUCGAAGUUUGGUGUAAAAUGUAUGCCAUCUCCUAAUAUUAGGUCCUGGACAAGAAGACAUGGUUCAAGAAUAGCAUUUGCUCUGGAUACAGGAAGCAUUCCCAGUAGUGAUGAUCAAGAUGGCCUCAAUGGUGAUGGUCGUGAUCUAGGUGGAACCCGUUUGGGGAGGAUAGUAGGUGCUGGAGGCAGACAGUUCUUGGAGAAGCUUAAUUCAGCUCGGAAAAAUUUUCCUAUGAAAGUAUUUCUGCUCCUCUUAGGUUUUUAUACGGCAAAUGCCUUGGCUACAAUCCUAGGACAGACUGGUGAUUGGGAUGUAUUAGUAGCAGGAGUCGUUGUCGCUGCAAUUGAGGGAAUCGGAAUGCUGAUGUAUAAAAAACCUCCUUCUCUUCCAUCCAGGAGGUUUCAGUCUCUGAUUUCAAUGAUGAACUACUGGAAAGCAGGUGUUAUUCUAGGUCUCUUUGUUGAUGCUUUCAAACUAGGCAGUUGAUACCUUUCUAAAAUAUCUAAGGUUAAUAUUGUUGCAAUCUCCCUUCCAUGGGACUGGUUCAUUGACCUUACUUGUUUUAU